UUCCUCGGGACUGGCGGCUUGUUGCGGGCGAGGAAUGUACUGAGCAACACCGAGCUGAGGGAGGGGUGGCUAUCAAGGACGCUUCGCCAAAAUGAUGCCAGGGGGCUUAACUGAGGCCAAGCCCGCCACUCCGAAAGUCCAGGAGAUCGCCGAGGAGGUGAAGUCCCAACUCGAACAGCGAACCAACAGGACGUACCCAACCUUCAAGGCUGUGGAGUACAAAACGCAGGUUGUCGCCGGGCUCAUCUACUACAUCAAGGUGUACGUGAGUGAGGAGGAGUACAUUCACCUGAAAGUGUUCCAGAGCCUCCCCAACGAGAAGCAACCACUAGACCUCAUGGCCUUCCAGGCCGGAAAGACCCGGGAUGACGCGUUGACUUUUUUCGACUGAGGAGGUCCCUGCCCCAUCCUCAUUCAUUUAUUCCAUCGUAUUUAUUGAGCGCUCACCAUGUGCAGAGCCCCCAAAAGCCCCAUCCCGCUC
Molecule: messenger RNA, 481 nt
Organism: Tachyglossus aculeatus (Australian echidna)
Lineage: Eukaryota; Metazoa; Chordata; Mammalia; Monotremata; Tachyglossidae
Product: cystatin-A1-like
Exons: 4
Coding region: 92-391 (99 amino acids)
Cellular component (GO): cytosol
Molecular function (GO): cysteine-type endopeptidase inhibitor activity
Source: RefSeq, a predicted model, not a curated record